Molecule: messenger RNA, 1430 nt
Organism: Nothobranchius furzeri (turquoise killifish)
Lineage: Eukaryota; Metazoa; Chordata; Actinopteri; Cyprinodontiformes; Nothobranchiidae
Product: transmembrane protein 222
Source: RefSeq, a predicted model, not a curated record
ACGGACACAUCCGUCUGUCGGAAUUCAUGGCUCCGCCUCCACCCUGCCUCUUUACGUCAUCUGUCAUUCCUGACCACAGACGGUGAUGGCGGAGGUUGACGAAUCCGACAUAAUGAUGAACUACCACGGUGAUUUCUCAAAGACAGAGAGGAGGAGCUGCCGCUAUCCUUACUGCGUUGUCUGGACACCUAUUCCAAUUUUAUCGUGGGUGCUUCCCUUCGUCGGUCACAUGGGCAUUUGCACCUCAGCGGGAGUCAUCAGAGAUUUCGCAGGAUCUUAUUUUGUCUCGGAGGACAACAUGGGGUUUGGCCGGCCAACAAAGUACUGGAAACUGGACGUGGACAAGGUUUGUGGCAACGGCGCCGCCACAUGGGACCAAGCAGUGCACGAUGCAUCCGAGGAAUACAAAUGCAGGCCGCACAAUUUGUGCCUUGAUAACUGCCACUCCCACGUUGCCUUGGCCCUAAACCUGAUGCGAUACAACAACAGCACCUCCUGGAACAUGGUGAACCUGUGCAUGCUGUCGUUUAUUCAUGGGAAACACGUGAGCUGGGCAGCUUUCCUGAAAACCUGGCUGCCCUUCGUCAUGCUGUCCGGAGUCCUCACCACCUUCAUCCUGACGCUCAGCCUGUAGCGGCGCAGACGGCUUUGCACACUUGCUGGUACGAGCGGUGUUCGGACUGAGCAAACAUUGGGACAGAACACGCCAGACAAAGGACUGCAACGUCUCAUUGAGAGCAAAGCUUUUUUUUUUUUGCCGUUUAGUUUAAGUGAGGAACACUACCAGUGCUUCCUUCCUUUUCACACAAUGGUCUUUUAUUUUGAAAAUAUCAAAACUCCCCUCCAUGGGAUUGAGAUUUCAGCAGGAUGCAGUUUUCAUGAAUGAAGGUUUAGAUUGGGAGUUUUUGGAGGUCUAAUCUUAAUUCUAUUGAGGAUGUAAACUAAAAUGGAUAAAAUAAUCUCAAAGCCGUGAGUCCUAAUUGAUUGUUAAUCCAGAAGAUUUGAGUCGCCACCAGAGAUAGAAUGAUGAGAGACUCGCAUGUGAAAAGUUGUGUUGUUGUUAUUUGAAUCUGUUUUAUUUUUAUUUUUUUCAGACAAACUGAAUGUUUUCCAACUGUACAAUCUCAUGCUGGAUUAUCAUCUUGUUUUUAAAUCUGCGUGAUAAAUAAUCUAAUUUAUUGUUGUGCAUUUUACUCAAUUUCCAAUAGUUUGGUGAGUUUAAUGAGGUUGCUGCCCUGCCUCCUCAGGCAGACGGUGAUCGCCCUUAUUGUCCUCUGUAUCUUUAAGGGAACCACAUACCUUUUUUUUUUAUCUCACAGAUUCUGUGUGAUAUGAAGCACCAUCAGGUUAUAGGAACCUUUAUUCCCACAGCGAAGCCGACUAGGAGAGUCAGCCGCAGAAACGAGCAGCAUUAAAUUUGUUCACUUUUG